Pyrus x bretschneideri (Chinese white pear) is the source of this 1845-nucleotide messenger RNA. Its product is annotated as aspartyl protease family protein At5g10770-like. Gene Ontology annotation, biological process: proteolysis. The coding region runs from base 119 to 1618 and encodes 499 amino acids. Gene Ontology annotation, molecular function: aspartic-type endopeptidase activity. The transcript has 2 exons. Lineage: Eukaryota; Viridiplantae; Streptophyta; Magnoliopsida; Rosales; Rosaceae. The record is from RefSeq and is a predicted model, not a curated record.
AAGUCCAGAAAAAUAACACCAAAGUAUUCGUCUACGUCAACCGUGAGUCUCCUUAUAAGGGAGUGCAUCCUCAUCCCAAAUCUAAGAGCUAAAAACUUUUAGGGAGUAAUAAGGCUUCAUGGAAAUUGCUCCGAUGAAUUUUAGCUCCUUUUUUUUCAGGUCUUUUGGUUUAUAUGUAUUAUUUCUUUGUCUAGUUCUCUGCUCUUUGGAGAAGGGUUUUGCCUUGGCAGGAAGGAAGGAUAAACUUACUCAUCACACAGUUCAGUUGAACUCUCUACUGCCAGCAACUACUUGCACCCCCUCCACCAAAGGUCACAACAAGAAACAUGGAUCAGUGCUAGAAGUGGUACACAAGCAUGGCCCUUGCUACGAACACAACCAACACAAAACCAAAACCGCUACAGAUCUUCAUGCAUAUUACGCUCAAUUCUUCAAGCAAGACCAAGCACGAGUCGAUUCAAUCUACUCCCGCCUAAAGGCCACCAAAAGAUAUUCAACCAAAACAGAUGACAACCUUCCGAUUACGCAAUCGGAAGAUACCAACACCUUCCCGGCCCCUUCUGCCACGACGGUGGGUGGUUCUGGCAACUACGUUGUGAAGGUCGGAUUAGGCACGCCGGCCAAAAGUUUUUCCCUCGUAUUCGAUACCGGAAGCGACCUAACUUGGACUCAAUGCCAGCCUUGUCGAUUCGGCACCGGAAGCGACCUAACCGCCUCCUACGCCAACAUCUCAUGCAACACCGCAACUUGCAAUGAGCUGACGUCGGCCACAAACACUGGACCCUACUGUUACCGCGCGACGAACACGUGCGUGUACCUCAUUGGGUACGGAGACAAGUCCAAAUCCGCCGGAUAUUAUGGAACCGAAAGGCUCACGUUGACCGCCACUUCGACCGACGUGUUUGAUGGCUUCCUCUUCGGGUGCGGCCAAAACAACGGCGGUACCUUCGUUGGCUUUGCCGGUUUGCUUGGUCUCGGCCGGAACAAGAUAUCCCUCAUCGAACAAACAGCCGCAAAGUACGGCCGAUAUUUCUCCUACUGCCUUCCCGUCGACCAGAGCUCCACAGGCUUUCUCCGCCUCGGCAAAGACGGAGGAAAUUCCGCCGCCGUUAAGUUCACGCCGCUCACCACCCUUCCUGUAGAAGAAUCAUUUUACGGGCUCGACUUGGUCGGCAUCAGCGUCAGCGGACAACAGGUGUCGAUUCCGUCAACGGUUUUUUCCACCGGAACUCUCAUCGACUCGGGGACAGUGAUAACGCGGCUGCCGGCAGCGGCGUACACCGCGAUGAGAGACGCUUUUAGGGAAGGGAUGAAGAGCUAUGGGGAACCCAAGACAGUUGAGGGGGUACUGGACACUUGCUACGACCUUAGAGCGUAUAACUUGGAGACGGUCUCGUUUCCGGCGGUUGCGUUUACGUUCAGUGGUGGGCUUACUUUGGAAUUGAAAUUGGCGGGGACAGUGAUUGUGAUAGUUGAUACUUCGCAGGUUUGCUUGGCGAUUCUUCCUAGCACCAAAGAUGGGCAGCCGGGGAUCAUUGGGAAUUUUCAGCAGAUUGGGUUUGAAGUGGUGUACGAUGUUGCAGGAGGGAAGAUUGGAUUCGCCGCUGGAAGUUGCUAAAUUGAUUAUGAUUAAGUAAUAAAUCAGGUUUAGAGUGGUCUCAAAUCUGAAUUAAUUUAGCACUACUGAGUCAUUUUGCUGAAUAAAUUUGGCGACAUGUAUCUAGCAACACAAUUUGGUGACAUGUUUAGGGUUUGAGUGCGCGUAUAACUAUAUAUAUAUAUAUAGCUCAAGUAUAAAUAAUGGAAGCAUUUGGCAAGAUUUCCAGAACAAAAUUAUUUACUCCA